Messenger RNA from Pieris rapae (cabbage white), 1156 nucleotides. Its product is annotated as serine/threonine-protein kinase Nek8-like. Gene Ontology annotation, biological process: protein phosphorylation. Bases 77 to 958 code for a protein of 293 amino acids. The transcript is spliced from 6 exons. Lineage: Eukaryota; Metazoa; Arthropoda; Insecta; Lepidoptera; Pieridae. The record is from RefSeq and is a predicted model, not a curated record. Gene Ontology annotation, molecular function: protein kinase activity; ATP binding.
AUCGAACUGAGGGUAGCACAAAAUUUGUGACAGUUCAGACCGUAAUCUUUAGACCACAACCUGACCGCAAUCUAAAAUGGAUAUCAAUAAACGUUUCAAAAGAUUCCAUUUAAAAGUAUUAAAAACUAUUGGCCAAGGAACUUAUGGAAGUGUGUUUCUAUGUGAACGGCGAAAGGACAAAUCGUUGACCAUCGUGAAAGACAUUGAAUUGAAUGUUAAGAUGCAGGCUCAUCACAAGGAUUGCACUAAUGAAGUAAAAAUUUUAGCAACCAUGAAUCAUCCGAAUAUUAUACAAUUCUAUAACUGCCAUUAUACCGAUAGUCAUGUAUUAAUAUGUAUGGAAUAUGCUACUAGUGGUAAUUUAGCGGAGUUUAUGUACCAGAAAUGUCCGAGGCUUAUAAAGCAAGAGGAAAUACUAUUUUACUAUUGCCAAGUCCUAUUAGGAGUUAAUUACAUACAUGGAUUGGAUAUAAUUCAUAGAGAUUUGAAGGCCGAAAACAUUCUGCUUAGUGGAAAGAACGGAGUUCUGGUAAAGAUUGGAGAUUUUGGUAUAUCCAAAAUGUUAGCAAGUGCUAAGAAAACGUCUACAGUUAUUGGAACACCUUAUUACUUGGCACCAGAGCUGUGUGAGGGCAAACCAUACGACACGAAAAGUGACAUUUGGGCUCUCGGGUGCCUGCUAUAUGAAAUGUGUACACAUAAAAGAGCAUUUGAUGCUGAGUCAUUGAUGGGCCUCGUAAAAGUAAUAACCAGCGGAAGUGUCACUCCUAUUGACUUGUCUGUCUACGAGAGAGGGGUUCAAGAUUUAAUUGACGCUAUGUUGUCAGUGCUGCCAGACAAAAGACCCACAAUUAAGGAAAUAUUGUCCAAAAAAGUGUUACUUUCUAUGAUUUAUACUGUUUAUUUAGAUGCAGGCGAUGAUAAAUUUUUGAAUACUAAAAUCAAAGAAUUUGUGUAAAGAGUAAAUAUAGGCGGUAUAGUAAUCAAAUAUUAAUUGAUUGUUAUAAUGUAUAAAACGUUUCUAAUAAACCAUUCUGUCCGUUAUAUAAUAGAUUUGGCUGUAAGAUUAUUGUAAUUUAGUUUAUUUUGGCACCCUUAUAUGAUAUUAAAUGAAAAUAAUAUGAAAACUGCUAUAAUCGUAAUGUUCUUAUAUAUA